GACGUGUCGUCGCGUCGAGGGGACGUUUCCGCGCACAGGAGCUUCUCCCGGGACCAGCAGGACCAGAGACCAGCAGGACCGGGACCAGACUAGUCCAGGACCAGAGUCCACCAGGACCAGCCGCGCGCACGCGCACGAGUCCGCGCCCACUCCUCGUGAAGCGGCUGUCAGUGACGUAGGAGGGUUCGGUUCGUGACGUAGGGGACUGCAGCAGAGGUCAAAGGUCAGAGGUCAGAGGUCCGGUCCAACAGCUUCAGGAUGGUCCUCCGGUCCUGGUGGCUGGUCCACCUCCUCCUCUUCUCCUCCUCCUCAGCUCACAGAGACUUCUUCACCUCCGUUGGUCACAUGACGGACCUGCUGUUCGUGGAGAAGGACCUGGUGACGUCCCUGAAGGACUACGUCUCGGCGGAGGAGGACAAGCUGCAGCGCAUCAGGAGCUGGGCAGACAGGCUGGACGUCCUCUCGGCUGCAGCGUCCCAGGACCCUGAAGGAUUCCUGGGUCACCCGGUCAACGCCUUCAAGCUGAUGAAGAGACUGAACACGGAGUGGGCGGAGCUGGAGAGCCUGGUGCUGACGGACGUCUCCGACGCGUUCAUCUCCAACCUGUCGGUGCAGCGACAGCAGUUCCCCUCCGACGAGGACCAGGCGGGGGCCGCCAGGGCCCUGCUGAGGCUGCAGGACACCUACCAGCUGGACACCAGCACCAUCUCCAGUGGACGGCUGCCAGGCUCGUCCCCGGAGGCCUGGAUGCGCAGCGUCCUGACGGUGGAGGACUGCUUCGACCUGGGGAAGGUGGCCUACGCAGAGGCCGACUACCGCCACACGCAGCUGUGGAUGGCUCAGGCCCUGCAGCAGCUGGAGCAUCUGGAGCAGCUGGAGCAGGGGGAGCAGGGGGAGCAGGGGGGUGAGGGGGGUGAGGGGCCCGGGUCCGGGGACGGGUCCGGCUCCGUGGACACCGUCACCAUCCUGGACUACCUGAGCUACUCGGUUUACCAGCAGGGGGAGCUGGAGACGGCGCUGGGUUUUACCAGGAGGCUGCUGGAGCUCGACCCGACGCACCAGAGAGCUAACGGGAACUUGAAGUACUUUGAGUAUCAGCUGUCCAAACGGAAGAAGAGCGAGCUGACCCCGGAGGGUGAGGAGGUUCAGACACAGAGGAAGGAGGGCCGUGGUUACCAUGACGACUACCUGCCAGAGAGGAGGAAGUACGAGCGGCUGUGUCGCGGCGAAGGCAUCCUGAUGACUCCCCGCAGGCAGAGCCGCCUCUUCUGCCGUUACUAUGACAACGGCCGCCAUCCGAGGUACGUGAUUGGCCCAGUGAAGCAGGAGGAUGAGUGGGACCGGCCCCGCAUAGUCCGCUACCACGACAUCGUGUCGGACAAGGAGAUGGAGAAGGUGAAGGAGCUGGCCAAACCCCGGCUCCGUCGAGCCACCAUUUCCAACCCCACCACCGGUGUGCUGGAGACGGCCCCGUACCGCAUCAGCAAGAGCGCCUGGCUGGCAGCGUUUGAACACCCGGUGGUGGACAGGAUCAACCAGAGGAUUGGGGACAUCACCGGCCUGGACGUCACCACGGCCGAAGACCUGCAGGUGGCCAACUACGGCGUCGGGGGCCAGUACGAACCUCACUUUGACUUUGGACGGAAAGACGAGCCGGACGCGUUCGAGGAACUGGGGACGGGGAACCGGAUAGCCACCUGGCUGCUCUACAUGAGCGACGUGCAGGCAGGGGGCGCCACCGUCUUCACGGACGUCGGAGCCUCCGUCCAGCCCAAAAAGGGGACGGCCGUGUUCUGGUACAACCUUCACCCCAGCGGAGACGGAGACUACCGGACCCGGCACGCCGCCUGUCCGGUGCUGGUGGGAAACAAGUGGGUUUCCAACAAGUGGAUCCAUGAGCGAGGCCAGGAGUUCAGACGCCGCUGCGGCCUCCACCAGUCCGGCUGACCGCUCGUCCUCCUCCGCCCGCCGGGACGCCGGGACGGCGGAGCCCGGUGCUGAUUCUGGUCUGGUUUGUGUGUCGGUGUGUUUGCAGGGCGUCUCCAGCUGCUCGGGGCUCCAGACCAGUCCAGCUUUACUCCAGAAGAACUGAACAAAGCAGCUAGUUAACGCGUGUUUUACUGAAGCCGACUGAGCCAGCGGGGCGUCCACAUGUCUGGACUCUGACCGGGUCCCUCAGAACCUGGAUUCUUUUAUCUUUCAUGGUUCUGAUGUAGAGCUGCUGCUGCUGCUGUGUUUUGGGGAUAACUUCCUGUCACAUGACCCGGUUCCAUCCAGUCUUUAUCCGUCAGACAGACGUCCUCACAUGUGUCUCUAGAGGAUUCUGGUCUCCAGGGGGGGUCGUGUGACGGACGGGUGUCCAGGUCCAGACCAGCGUCCCUGGUUCUGCUGGUUUCCUCCAAACGUGGUUCUGGACGGAAAGAUCAGGGGCCUCAUUUAUAAAGCUUGUGUGCACACAAAACAGGGCUUGAAAGA
Molecule: messenger RNA, 2475 nt
Organism: Cololabis saira (Pacific saury)
Lineage: Eukaryota; Metazoa; Chordata; Actinopteri; Beloniformes; Belonidae
Product: prolyl 4-hydroxylase subunit alpha-1-like
Exons: 15
Coding region: 259-1947 (562 amino acids)
Biological process (GO): peptidyl-proline hydroxylation to 4-hydroxy-L-proline
Cellular component (GO): endoplasmic reticulum
Molecular function (GO): protein binding; iron ion binding; procollagen-proline 4-dioxygenase activity
Source: RefSeq, a predicted model, not a curated record